AUGGCGGGACCGGAUCUGUUCAAAUUGCUCGUUGUACGAGAUAUCUUGAAUCCCGAAAACGAUCCUAACAUCGGUUCCUCCAGAGGAAAUGCGUCCUCAUCGACUUCUGAGGCUUUGGACAGCCUUGGGGUUGGCGGGGAUUCGACAUCCCUCUCGGCCCUUUUGACUACGCUGCUACCUGCGUUGGUGCUUGCGACAUUCUGGUUCACGUUGUUUCUCAUUUUUCGCCGAACACAGAUACGAUGGUACGCUCCAAGGAGCCAUUUGCCCUGUUGGCAUCAGCAUGAAAAGACUCCUCAGCUCCCUUCUGGGCUCAUCAACUGGUUUGGACAUUUUCUCAAAAUUUCCGACGCCCAUGUCCUCAACCAUCAUUCCAUGGACGGAUACCUGUUCCUAAGAUUCUUGAGAGUACUGUGCGCGACUUUUUUCACGGGAUGUGUCAUCACAUGGCCAAUACUGCUCCCGAUACAUGCAACUGGCGGAGCUGGGAAUACCCAGCUUGAUGCUCUAAGCUUUAGCAACGUACGAAAUCCAAAACAUUACUAUGCUCAUGCCGUCGUAGGAUGCGUGUUCUUCACGUUUGUGUUCUAUACAAUCACCAGGGAGAGCAUAUUCUAUGCCCACUUGCGGCAAGCAUAUCUCAAUUCCCCAGUCUAUUCACACCGUAUAUCCUCCAGAACAGUCUUGUUCAUGUCUGUCCCAGAAGACUAUAAGAAUGAGGAGAAACUACGGCAAGUGUUUGGGGACUCGAUUCGACAGAUUUGGAUCACUUCCGAUUGUAAUGAAUUGGAUAAAAAAGUUCAGCAGAGGGACAAGCUGGCUUAUCGUCUCGAGAGUCUUGAAACCCAACUGAUUCGAUCGGCAAACUCCACGCGCCUGAAGAUCCUGAAAAAAGGCACGAUUCCUUGUUCCGAAUGCGCCGACUGUGAAACAGGCUCAUCAGGAUUGUACCAUGGAAUCAGGCGCCCAAGUCAUCGACUCAAGUUCUUCGGAGAGAGAGUUGACUCGAUCCGUUGGUAUCGAGAGCAGCUAGUUAGGAUAGACAAAGAAGUGCAAAUCUUGCAACAGAAGCAUAGGAAUGGAGAAGCGAAGCUCUUGUCUGCUAUCUUCAUCGAAUUUAACACUCAGUCAGAUGCCCAGAUUGCUCUCCAGACUCUCUCUCAUCACCAGCCACUGCAUAUGACUCCCCGGUUUAGCGGAAUAUCACCUCAUGAGGUCGUUUGGUCGGCGCUGAACCUGAGCUGGUGGCAGCGGAUCAUCCGCAAGUUCGCUGUGCAGGGCGGGAUUGCCGCGUUGAUUAUCUUCUGGUCUAUCCCGUCCGCCCUGGUUGGCACCAUCUCCAAUAUCACAUAUCUCACAAGCAUAGCUCCGUUCUUGAAGUUUAUUGAUAAACUACCCUCCGUCAUUAAAGGCGUGCUGGCGGGUCUCCUACCCUCUGCGGCGCUUGUUCUUCUGAUGUCCCUCGUUCCAAUUAUAUGUCGUCUGUGUGCUCGGCGUGCUGGGGUGCCCUCUGCGGCUAGGGUUGAGCUGUUCACUCAGAGCGCCCAUUUCUGUUUUCAGGUGGUCCAGGUGUUUCUGGUGACCACAUUGACCUCUGCGGCUUCUGCAGCAACUGCACAAAUCAUCAAGGAUCCCCUAUCAGUCAAAGACCUUCUUGCACAGAACCUACCCAAAGCAUCCAAUUUUUACAUCUCCUACUUCCUCCUCCAAGGACUGAGCACUAGUUCUCUAGCUGUCGUUCAGAUUGUCAGCGUUCUUGUUUUCAAACUCAUCACGACCUUCUUUGAUCGUUCCCCUCGGCGGCUGUACCAAAAGUGGGCAGCCCUCAGCGCCAUCAGUUGGGGCAAUGUGUUCCCUGUGUUCACCAACAUGGGAGUCAUAGCCUUGACAUACUCCUGCAUCGCGCCACUGAUCCUCGGAUUCUGCUUCGUCGGCCUCUACCUAGUUUACCAAGCAUACCGGUACAACUUCCUCUUCGUUUACGACGUCCGCAUCGACACCAAAGGCCUCGUCUACCCGCGCGCUCUCCAACACCUCCUAACAGGAAUUUACUUGGCCGACAUCUGUAUGAUCGGCCUCUUCGCAGUCAAAUCCGCAAUUGGCCCCCUCAUAAUCAUGUUUUUAUUCACUAUCCUUACAGUCCUAGCCCACUUGUCCCUAAACGAAGCCCUCGCGCCCCUAAACUCCUUCCUUCCCCGCACUCUCGAUGUCGAAGAAGAAGCCCAACAAUCCAACGAAGAACAAGCCCUCCUCGGCACCAUGGAGGUUCCCCGCUGGGCCCGAGCUUGGAAAUGGUUCCACCCAAACCUUUCUCGAGAUUUCGCGGCGCUACGUCGCAAAGUCCGCCGGGAUCAUGUGGAGAUCAAAUACUCCGAGGAGGAACGACGUGACGCUUACUUCGAGCCUUGUAUCACGGCAAGGGCGCCAACGGUCUGGAUUCCGCGCGAUAAGUGGGGGUUCAGUCAAGAGGAGAUUAUGGAGACAGACCCGAGCAUUAUGAUUACGGAUGAGGGAGCGCAUCUAGAUGAGAAGAAUAAAAUUGUCUGGGAUAAGUAUGAUCCCAAACUUCCGUUAUGGGAGUUGAAGACACUAUAUUAG
Molecule: messenger RNA, 2598 nt
Organism: Aspergillus ochraceoroseus IBT 24754
Lineage: Eukaryota; Fungi; Ascomycota; Eurotiomycetes; Eurotiales; Aspergillaceae
Product: putative DUF221 domain protein
Exons: 6
Coding region: 1-2598 (865 amino acids)
Cellular component (GO): plasma membrane
Molecular function (GO): calcium-activated cation channel activity
Source: RefSeq, a predicted model, not a curated record